GGAAGAGUCAGUUCAGAGCAGAGCCACUGUGGAGAGAAGAGAGCAGCAAAAGCGGAAAAGAAACGGACUGUGUCAAUCAUUGAAUCAGGAUGUUUGUUCUCAUCGUGACGACUCUACUCUUCUCUGUGGGACGCAGCAAGACUGACACAGGUGCAUCAGUGGGGAGAACACCAUUCUGUUUUAAUAGCUUCUGUAUCACUCUUAGUGAAGGAGAAAUAACAGCAGAAGCUGGACUCUGUGUUGUGAUACCGUGUUCUUUCACCACCAGUUAUUACUUUACACCCCAACAUAUAGUUUGGUACAAAUGUGAACCAUCCAAACAAAAAUGUGCUGAUUCAGACAUGAUAUUCCACACUAACAAGAACAACAACAAAACUCAGUCUGGGUUCAAAGGACGAGUGUCACUGUUGGAGCCUGAUGUGAGUCGGGGGAACUGCAGCAUCAUCGUCAAUGACCUCACUGAGUCAGACUCUGGAUUAUAUCAGCUCAAAGUUAAUGGUUACCUGAAUCAGAAGACAGAUGGAUUUACAUUCUCUCCAAGAACAAAUGUCUCUGUUAAAGGUCUGACCCAGAAGCCCACAGUGAUGAUUCCUCCUCUGACAGAGGGACAGCAGAGCACACUGAGCUGCACUGCUCCUGGUCUCUGCUCUGGAUCUGAUCCUGAAAUCAGCUGGACGUGGAGAGGAGCAGGAGAGAAGGACUCUCACAUCACAGGAAACAUCACUGCUUUCAGGACUGAGAAUCUGACUGCUGUCAGUCAGAGACACAGCUCAACCCUGACCUUUAACUCUUCAGCUGAACACCACGGCACCAAUGUCAGCUGUAAGGUCAGCUUCACCAACAACAUCACUACAGAGGAGACUGUGACUCUGAAUGUGACCUAUGUGAAGGAAGUUAAAAUCACUGGGGAUACAAGUGUGAAGGAGGGUGAGACUCUGAAUCUGACCUGUAGUGUUGAAAGUUUCCCUCCAUCUCUCAUCACCUGGACUAAACUCUGCAUGAACAGAACCCUGAACAAUGACACUGGAACAGCCACACUUGUCAUCUCUAAUAUGACAACGGAAUAUUCUGGACAGUACAUAUGCACAGCAAAACAUCAGGACAACCCCUUGACGAAAGAAGUAAACAUAACAGUGAUAUUUUCUCCAAGGAUCCUAAACAGCUCUGGAUGUGAGGUUCAGUCGGGGGUCCUGACCUGUGUGUGCAUCAGUGAGGGGUUUCCUUUAGCCACCAUCAAAUGGCCUCUGUUGGAGAACCAUACUGAGUACUCUGUUGUGACCAAUGUGUCACACCACACAGUGAACAGCAGCGUUACUGUAUCUGUCAAAGAUCACAACUACACCACUGUUGAGUGUGUCAGCAGCAGUGACAUCAGGGAAGAAAAAAAGAACCUUACGAUAAAAACAAUCGGUUAAAACAAGAGGAUCCACUCAUGACAUUUUUCAGAACUUUACAUAA
This is a messenger RNA of Sander lucioperca (pikeperch), 1458 nucleotides long. RefSeq names its product sialic acid-binding Ig-like lectin 14. Lineage: Eukaryota; Metazoa; Chordata; Actinopteri; Perciformes; Percidae. The record is from RefSeq and is a predicted model, not a curated record. Bases 90 to 1415 code for a protein of 441 amino acids. The transcript has 7 exons.